UGGUCCAAUCGUGAAUCGUCCAAUCCACUCCAAUCCAGGAGUGCGCAGGAUCUUUUGCGUUGUUCGAGAAUCGUCUGAAAAUUGCCAUUUCAAACCUUCCGCACUGCCCGCGUGACACGCUACCAUGUUGGUGAUGUGGAAGUGCUGCUCGUCGCCCGCAGCAGUGGUACCCAUUAAAACAUGGGUCAGCCAUACCACGCGUGCUCCAGCAUUGGUCCAAAAGACCCUCGGCAUGUCGACUCGUGCAAGGCCGAGGUUUCAGACCGCAACAGCUAGGCGAAGGACUCUAAAAGAAAUCAUCAUGGCUCCUGCAGGUGACACAGCAUUCAAUGUCGGAAAAGCAGCGCUUGCUGGAGCUUCCGCAUUUGGUGUCGGUGCGCUUUGUUACUAUGGCCUCGGGAUGGCAAAUGAAGCAGGUGCUCUGGAGAGAUCUAUGUUGUGGCCUGAGUAUGUAAAGCAGAGGGUACGCAGCACGUACAUGUACUUUGGUGGCAGCAUCGCCAUUACCGCUGUGUCUGCUCUUGCUGUCAGUCGGAACCCGGCUAUGCUAAACUUGGUGAUGAGGAACUCGUGGCUGGCAAUCGGGGCCAGCUUUGCAGCGAUGAUCGGCACAGGAAUGCUUGUGCGGUCGAUGCCAUACACCGAAGGCUUUGGUGCAAAGCAGGCUGCGUGGAUGUUGCACAGUGGAGUCAUGGGAGCGCUGGUGGCCCCCAUAUGUCUCUUGGGAGGACCCAUUCUAGUACGUGCUGCAUGGUACACGGCUGGUGUGGUUGGAGGGCUCUCCUCAGUUGCGGCCUGUGCUCCAAGUGAAAAGUUUCUUAACAUGGGAGGACCCCUUGCUAUUGGCCUGGGACUUGUCUUUGCAUCAUCUAUAGGUACAAUGUUCCUGCCAGCGUCAACUGCCCUGGGUGCAGGGCUGUACUCCAUGAGCAUGUAUGGUGGUCUGAUCUUGUUCGGAGGCUUCCUCCUCUAUGACACCCAAAGAAUAAUAAGGAUGUCCGAGAUGUAUCCUCUGUAUGCAGUCAAGCCGUACGACCCAGUCAAUGCCUCCAUCUCCAUCUACUUGGACACGUUAAACAUCUUCAUCAGGAUUGCAGUGCUUCUGGCUGGUGGUGGCUCCAGAAGGAAGUAGAAAAAUGUUUGAAGAAUUGGAAUGUUCAACGCAACCUAGGGCACUGACAGCAUUUGUGUAAACUUUCUGAAUGAGUAGAUGCAUGAAAUUGUUCCCCCACUUGUACACCAUCAAAUAUAUUUAUGGGCAUAACAAAAAAGAUAUCAUUCUUUCA
This is a messenger RNA of Ornithodoros turicata, 1286 nucleotides long. Its product is annotated as growth hormone-inducible transmembrane protein-like. The record is from RefSeq and is a predicted model, not a curated record. The coding region runs from base 125 to 1132 and encodes 335 amino acids. Gene Ontology annotation, cellular component: mitochondrial inner membrane. The transcript has 7 exons. NCBI's taxonomy places the organism in Eukaryota, Metazoa, Arthropoda, Arachnida, Ixodida, Argasidae.